CGGUGGGCUCGUCAGAGGGAAGAGCCCCGGCGGCAUGGAUGCCCGCUGGCUUUAGGGCAUCCUCGGCGCCUCCUUUCCCGUGCUGUGUCAUGUGUAAACCUAUGUUGCUCAAAAUGGAAGAAUCACGCGUCUGCGAGUUGGGAACGGGCAGCCGAGAUCAGCUGAGGAACCGCAAGUGCUCGGAGCGGAACCCGGCGCUGCAACUCCCAGAGACACGUUGCGGGGGCCCAGAAGAUGCGGGGCCCUUGGAGGAGGUGGAGGAUUACCUGGCCAGGAACGGAAAGCUGCUGGGACCUCUGUUCUCGGCUCCAGAACUGCGAGAGGAGACGCCAGGGAGCGAGGAGACCCGCCUGGACUCGCCGGAUGGCCAGCAGGACCCGGAGAGCGAGAAGAGUAAAGAGAAAACCUUAGGAAAAGAAGUACUGUUAUUGAUGCAAGCUUUAAACACUCUUGCUACUCCAGAAGAAAAGUUAGCAGCACUCUGCAAGAAAUACGCUGAUCUGUUAGAGGAGAGCCGGAAUGUUCAAAGACAGAUGAAGAUGCUGCAGAAGAAGCAGGCGCAGGUUGUCAAGGAGAAGGUCCACUUGCAGAGUGAACAUAGCAAGGCCAUUCUUGCACGCAGCAAACUGGAGUCUCUUUGCCGUGAGCUUCAACGUCACAAUAAAAGUUUAAAGGAAGAGAACAUGCAGCAAGCCCGCGAAGAGGAGGAGAGGCGUAAAGAAGCAACUGCACACUUCCAGAUCACACUAAAUGAAAUUCAGGCUCAGUUGGAACAGCACGGCAUACACAAUGCAAAGCUCCGUCAGGAAAACAUUGAAUUGGGGGAGAAACUGAAGAAACUCGUAGAACAAUAUGCACUGAGAGAAGAACAUAUGGACAAAGUCUUUAAGCAUAAAGAAUUGCAACAGCAAUUGGUUGAUGCGAAGCUUCAGCAAACAACGCAGCUUAUAAAAGAAGCUGAAGAAAAGCACCAGAGAGAGAGGGAGUUUCUGCUGAAAGAGGCUAAUGAGUCCAGACACAAAUGCGAACAGAUGAAAGAACAAGAAGCUCAAUUAAAACAACAGCUUUCUCUUUAUAUGGAUAAAUUUGAGGAAUUCCAGACCACAAUGGCAAAGAGUAAUGAACUUUUUACAACGUUCAGACAAGAAAUGGAAAAGGUACUUGACUUACACUUUUUUUGAAACUAUACUCAUUUACAAUGGGGAGAUAAAAAGCAAGCCCCAUUGGGCUUAACUGAGAUGUCCUUCUGUGCAGAUGUGUGUAAAUUACUGUUCUUGCUAAAUAUACUGCACAGUGC
This is a messenger RNA of Pogona vitticeps (central bearded dragon), 1297 nucleotides long. The record is from RefSeq and is a predicted model, not a curated record. Lineage: Eukaryota; Metazoa; Chordata; Lepidosauria; Squamata; Agamidae.